AUGUUUGCUCGAUUCUCCCGAUGGUAUCUAAACAUGUUAGAGACGAGACCCAUUCUCACCAAAUCCGUCUCAUCGUCCAUUCUGGUCGGAUUGGGAGAUGUUCUCACUCAAACUCUUGAACAUGAUCAUCAUAAACAUCCUUCAUCAUCAUCCAAUACAACCACAUCAACAACCUCUUUCACUUUGGAUUAUGUGAGAACUUUGAAAAUGGCAAGCUUUGGUAUCGUUUUAAUUGGUCCAACACUUCACUUGUGGUACAAAUUCUUGGAUCGUUUUGUUGCUAAAAAGUAUCCUGUCGGGUAUAUUCUUUCAAAAACAGAAAGAACUCUCAAUGCUGCAAGACAAAUGUUCGUCGAUCAAACCAUAUUUGCUCCUUUUGCCUUAUUUCAAUUUUUAGCAUAUAUGGGUACUAUUGAAGGUAAAAGCUUUGAUUCCAUUCUUGAAAAGAUGAAACAAGACAUGUGGCCAACAUUGAUUGUCAAUUGGUAUAUUUGGCCAGCGGUUCAAAUGUUAAAUUUCACUCUAGUACCAUUACAAUAUCGAGUAUUGUUUGUGAAUAGUGUUUCAAUAUUAUGGAAUGCUUAUUUGAGUCAUGUACAGCAUAAAGCAUGA
Naegleria lovaniensis is the source of this 612-nucleotide messenger RNA. RefSeq lists its product as uncharacterized. Gene Ontology annotation, cellular component: cytoplasm; membrane. Bases 1 to 612 code for a protein of 203 amino acids. The record is from RefSeq and is a predicted model, not a curated record. The transcript has a single exon. Lineage: Eukaryota; Heterolobosea; Eutetramitea; Acrasida; Naegleriidae.